GUGUGCAUUUGCAAAAAGGUCGAUGAUUCACGAACUUUCAAGAAUGUAAACAAAUGCCUUAUAUAUAUCGUGACCCAAUGUAUCAGCUGUUUACUCAGUCUGUGUCACAAACAGUGUUUACAUUAGUCAUACCCGUUGUAUACGCUUUGAAAAAGAUAAAAGAAUGAGAGGAGAUAUAAUGAGGGUACCAUACCAUUCGCAUCUUUUCCCAGAUCCACCAUCAGAUUUUUUCAACAUGUUCCACAGGGCAAAUAGAGAAUAUGGCCAUGUUAGAGAAAUACCUGUCCAUUAUGAACCAUUUUCUUCCAAUUCCUUCAACAGGGAACAUCAGGCAACCGGAAACAGCUCCAUUUUUAAUGACUUUGCAGCCGAUAUACCAGAAGACUUUUGGGAACCAGUCUCUGCAGAAGAAGCAGGAAGACUUGAAAAGAAUAGUAGGAAAUCGCCUAAGAGAAGUCUCGUUCAAAAGGAAGCUGUUAUAGACUUAUGUAACGAUGAUGAUGAUAAGUGUUGUGUUUUAACUUGUGAUGCCAACAACAGUGGAGCAAGCGUUAAAAGCCGUCGUAGAAGUUUGUCUAGAUCAAGAAAGCGUUUUGCAUAUAAACAUGAUGAAACCUCUUCUUCAAGCACAACAAAUACUGCUGGUCCUUCAAAGCAUGGGGAAAACAAAGAAGGAAAAGUACAGGAUAGAGUCAAUUGCAAUGUAGAAAAAGAUCUAGAAGAAGCUUCAAUAUUCAAGCCAACAUUGGAAAAAAAAGAAAAGCAAGAUCAAAGAGAGACGGAAUGCAUUGAAGUUGACUCUUUGGAAGAAGAAAUGCAACUACAGAACCUUUGUGAUUUUUUUGGAAGUGACAGCAGUAUUGUUACACCAAACAAGUCUAGUAAAAAUGAUGAGAACAUUAGCUCUCCCCCAAGCUAUCCUGCUUAUGAUAUCAUCAAAGAUAUCCUGGAUAAAGAAGGCAGAUGUGUAGAUUAUAUCAGAGGUGAUGGCAACUGUUUCUUCAGAGCUAUAAGUAAAGUGAUAUAUGGGUCAGAAACCUGUCACAGUGAGUUAAGGCAAGCUGUUGUUGAUCUUCUGGAGAAGUAUCCGAGAGAGUUUGAGCAGUUUAUUGAUGGAUCCGUACAUGAACAUAUCAAAUCAAUGAGAAAAUUGGGAACAUGGGCUACACAAACAGAAAUUUAUCUAGCAGCAACCCUCAUACAGAGGGAGAUAUAUGUUCUUUCUCCCGAUCACACAGGAGAUGUAUAUCGCUGGCUCCUCUUUUCACCGCAGUUUGUUUACAAAGAAUCUUCAGUGUACGAUCCAUGCUAUUUGACUUUAUGCCAUACUAAUGGCAAUCAUUAUGAUAGAAUAGUGGCUAUAAAAAAAAAGUGUAACUGUGAUGUCCCUCCACCACAGAUGAUGGGAGUUCAAGGGGAAGUUGAUCUCACUGAUGAUAUUGUAUGAUGUAUUUACAAAAUUGUCACUUUAAUUAUGUAAUGUUAUAUACAGGGUAUUCACCGAGUACUCAAAGGUGUAUUUACGUGCCAAAUUUUGUUAUGUUCCUGUGUGCAAAAUGUACAUUCAAUUUUGUACAUAUUAAGAAAAGUUUGUAAAUAUUGUAAUGUAGUAAUGUAAAUAGAGAUAUCCUUUGUAAAGCUGUACAUAUAACUUUUAUUUAAAAUUGAAAUAUUUAAGUCAUUGUUAACUAUUUAAGUUAUUAUUUUACCUUUGUGAAUUUCAAAGGUUUUGAAUAAAACCAGUGAUGGAAAAAUGAU
Saccostrea echinata is the source of this 1758-nucleotide messenger RNA. RefSeq lists its product as uncharacterized. The record is from RefSeq and is a predicted model, not a curated record. Gene Ontology annotation, biological process: protein deubiquitination. The coding region runs from base 164 to 1447 and encodes 427 amino acids. Lineage: Eukaryota; Metazoa; Mollusca; Bivalvia; Ostreida; Ostreidae. The transcript has 2 exons. Gene Ontology annotation, molecular function: cysteine-type deubiquitinase activity.